Nannospalax galili (Upper Galilee mountains blind mole rat) is the source of this 3244-nucleotide messenger RNA. It is a transcript of the gene Ccdc73, whose product is annotated as coiled-coil domain containing 73. The coding region runs from base 1 to 3141 and encodes 1046 amino acids. Lineage: Eukaryota; Metazoa; Chordata; Mammalia; Rodentia; Spalacidae. The transcript is spliced from 17 exons. The record is from RefSeq and is a predicted model, not a curated record.
AUGGAGAAUAAUUUCAACUCUGAAUCAUCAUCUGCGUUUACUCUCCAAAGUUCUUCAGGCACAAUGGCUUUUAGUCAACUCUUAGAUUUCAGAACAACUUUACUAGAAGCUUUAGAAGAACUGCAAAUGAGAAGAGAAGCCGAACAUAAAUAUGAAGAGCAGAUUAGUAAAAUUAUUAUGGAGACACAGGAACUUAAAUGGCAAAAGGAGACUCUUCAGCAUCAAAAGGAAGCAUUAGUAAAGCAACACAAAGAAGAGAUGGAAGUUUUUAAAAAGCAGUUGCAAAUGAAGAUGUGUGCCUUGGAAGAAGAAAAGGGAAAAUUCCAGCUUGCUACAGAAAUAAAAGAAAAAGAAAUAGAAGGAUUAAAAGGAACAUUAAAGGCAUUACAGGUUUCAAAAUAUUCCUUACAGAAGAAAGUGUGUGAAAUGGAAAAGAAGGCCCAGUUACAUCUACUAGCUAAAGAAGAUUAUCAUAAUCAAUUGAAUGAAAUUGAGAAAUACUAUGUCACAAUAACAAGUCAGUUUGGAUUGGUGAGAGAGAAUCAUGCAAAAUUAGAACAAAAUGUACAGGAAGCAAUACAGUUGAACAAAAGACUUUCCACUUUAAAUAAUAAGCAAGAAUCUGAAAUACACAGUUUAAAGAAGGAACUAAAACAAUUAACUUCAGAUUUGAUUAAGUCCAAGGUCACAUGCAAGCACAAGAUGGAAGAAGAAAAUGAAUUGGAAUUAAAUAAGAAGAUUAAUGAAGAGAUUACCUAUCUUCAAGAAGGAAAACAGGAUAUCCUCAUUUCUUUUCAACAUAUGCAGCAAUUACUUCAGGAACAAACUCAAGCUAAUACUGAAAUUAAUGCAGAAUUGAAGAUGUUAAGAGAAAACAAUCAGACCCUUGAAAGAGAUAAUGAGCUACAAAGGGAGAAGAUAAAAGAAAAUGAAGAAAAGUUCCUUAAUCUUCAAAAUGAGCAUAAGAAAGCACUAGGAACUUGGAAGAGACAUGUUGAAGAACUUAAUGGAGAAAUGAAUGAGAUUAAAAAUGAGUUAUCAUCACUUAAAAAAACUCAUAUGAAGUUGCAAGAACAUUACAACAGAUUAUAUAGUCAGAAAAAAUCUGAGGAAGACAAGUUUCAGAAUGUUCCAGAACUAAAUAAUGAAAAAUGUGAAUUAUCCGCUAAAAAAUCAGAAAAUACCAUCAUAGUGAAAUGUAAUUCUGGGCAAGAAAUAUGGGAAAAAAAUAUGAGUUUUUCUUCAGAUAUUGAAUACAGAGAAAAGGAGGAAAAGAAAGAGCUACCUGUAGAAGAAAUUAUAGAUGAUUUACAGCCUUCUGAAAAAAGCAUCAAGAAUGCAAUGAAUACUACUCUACCUCAGGACAGAAGCCAAAGUGCAGUCUCCCCAAACAAAACCCUCUGCCUAGAUAGAGAUAUAACUGGUCAAGAACAAACCUUGAAUGUAACUGACUGUCAAAAAUCAGUUACUGGAGAGGUAAAAGAUAAAGUGUGCUUAGAAAAAGACAAUAGAUGCUCAGAAUUUAAAUCACCAAACAGUCCCUUUUUAGUAAUAGAUAAAUCAGUAGAAGUUGAAAAAAUAUGCCAAGAAAGAACUGAAGGAUUUGACUUUCCCCAAGCAAGUGUAGAUGUGCCUCUGGAGACUCAAAGUAACAAAGCAUCAUUUAACAGCAUUUUAAAUGAGAUGGCCCACAAAAGAAACUAUCAAGAAGAUGCUUCCAAAAGUAAACCAUUCAAACAGCAAUUCAAAUUUCUUCCAGUUAAUCAAAAGAAUGCUACAGAGGAAGUUACAAAUCAUGAUCAAUCCAAAGCAGAUUUAGAUUCAUUUCUAGAAGUAAAAAUGAAUCCUGUUCAAUGUAAGAAAUAUGGUUUACAGGAUUCAAAUAAUGUUAUGUUAGAUGAUAAACACUGUAAAAUAAAAGAAAUGCAGCAGUUAACUGAAGAGAGUGAGUGCAGCAUAUUACCUCUUAAACAAACUUCAGACUGUCAACAAGCUUGUAAUACUUCAGAGAAGCCUGAGAAAACUAUUUCCUGGGGCACAGUAAUUAGUCAACCCAGUUCACCUGCUGUCUUUGGUGAUAAUUUGAAAGGAUUUGAGAAUUCAGAAAACAAUAUUAAUAUUACACCAAUGUUGGUGAAACAAAACUCAAGUUCUGCAGAAAGAACUGUAAGGAAAAAUAUAGACAAUAUUCAAAACAGUCAAUUCAAGAACUGUGAGGGAUCUUUGGAAAACGAUGUGACUAGUUCCUACCUUCAGGUUAACCAAGAAAACAAUGUUUCACAAUCUGAAGAUUUAAAAAUUGCUGUUCCCAUGACAACUUCCACAGAAAAACAGCUUUCCAAUGAGAACGAGAUAACUGAAACUACAACAAAUGACCUCUUUUCCUUUGUGACUGUUAAGGAAAGACAGCAUACAUUGUCAAAUAAUACGGAGAAAACAGAGCCAUUAAAUGACAUAGUUUCAGAAAAAAUGUCCAGUGAAGGUCAGCUAGAAGAAUCACAUUCAUCUCACACGAAGCCCUCUAGAGACUCAGUCAACAGAAGUGGAAGGUCAACCUUUGAUCUUUCCACUUCAGAUAAAAAAUCCAAGGAAACUCCAGUAUACAUCAAGUUUUUAGGCCCUGGUGCUUGGUCAAAAGUAAAUCAAAAUAAAAGUCAAACAGUGAGCUCUUCAACUUCUGGCUUUUCUCUGUUCAAGGAGAGACCAGUAGGUCAGUCUGAAAACAAUGCAAUUGCUUCAACUUUUUGUGAAAAUGUUGAUAUGGACAAUGUCAGAAAAAAUAUUGAGCCAGAUACUAUCAGCACUAAGAGAGCUGCUGACACUUUGAAUAACUGGAGGAUCCAUCCAGAUCCCAAGAGACAGCACAGUGAAGACAGGAAUGCAAGUGCAAAGACUUUUCAUGAUUCUUCUUUUCCCACAAAACAUGUAAAAGCAGAACCUUGGAUUUCAAUUGUGCAACAGAGCCAUUCCCAGACAAUGAAGGUUAAAGACAUGCCUGACCUAUCUGCCUUUUCUCCUGGUAACAAUGAUCGGCAGAGCCUUAUAGCACACCAAGUAAAUGAAAAGCUCCUAGGCUUGGAAAAUGACAACCAACCUAAAAAACGAAAGGCAGAAGAGAUGUUGGAAAAAAUAACAGAUUAAAUUCUCCAUCUUGUAUUUGCCAAGCUUGCUAUUAGCAUCCAAUUCUCUUUAACUUUAGUCUUCCUCUCUGUAUAUUAUUUCCUUUAAAGCACUUGUUAGUUUC